CUUUCCUCUAUAUAUAACAAUCAGUACUACAAGCUUGUUGAUUUGUGUUCUAGAUCUCUUUAACUAUAUUUAUUUAUCUCUAGAGCUAUAUAUCCAAUUUAUUCUCUUUCAUUCCUUGAAUGAAAAUGGAGAGUAGCGUCGAGGAGGAGGCACAAACUCCGCCGCCGCCGCCUAAAGUUGACUUGCGUAGGCUUGGCAGUGGCGGGAGCGUCGUCCUGGAUCCUGAGGUGGGCGCCGAAGCAGAGUCGUCCCGCAAGAAGCUGCCGUCGUCGCGGUACAAGGGCGUGGUGCCGCAGCCGAACGGGCGUUGGGGCGCUCAGAUCUACGAGAAGCACAACCGCGUCUGGCUCGGCACGUUCGAUGACGAGGCCGAGGCUGCUCGAGUCUACGACGUCGCCGUCCAGCGCUUCCGCGGCAGAGAUGCCGUCACCAACUUCAAACCCCUCUUCGAGUCCUCGGCCCCCGACGCCGCGGCCGAACAGGCGUUCAUCGCCUCGCGCUCGAAGGACGAGGUCGUCGACAUGCUCCGUAAGCACACCUACCCAGACGAGCUGCAGCAGAGCAAGCUAAAGCGGGGGACGAAACAGCGGUCGAGCGGCGGCCUCGGGCUCGGUUCGCCGGGAUUUGGAGCGGCGGCGCCGCAGCACAGGGUGAAGCUCUUCGAGAAGGCGGUGACGCCGAGCGACGUGGGGAAGUUGAACCGGCUGGUGAUCCCGAAGCAGCACGCGGAGAAGCACUUCCCGGCGAUGACGGCCGCCGCUAAGGGCAUGCUUCUCCACUUCGAGGACGCCGUCGACGGGAAGGUGUGGCGGUUCCGGUACUCGUACUGGGGCAGCAGCCAGAGCUACGUGCUGACCAAGGGAUGGAGCAGGUUCGUGAAGGAGAAGGGUCUCAGGGCCGGCGACGUCAUCACCUUCCAGCGCUCCACCGGCGCUGAGAAGCUGCUCUUUAUCGGGUGGAGGACCCGCUCCGGCCAAGGUCGGCGCACGCCGACGGUGGUAUCCGCGACGCCCAACCCCGCUGUCGAGGUCGUGAGACUUUUUGGGGUCGACAUCGUUGUUAGGAUGCCGGCGGCCGGCGGAGCCGAGGCAAAGGGGAACAAGCGCGUAGAUUUGAGCUUGACGGACGAAAGAUUACUCAAGAAGCAAUGCACGGAGACUAAUCUUUGGUCGGCUGUUAAUUCGAUCGGUUAAUUGAUUUACGAAGAACUCAAAAAAAAAUCAGGUUUUUGUAAAUGUUCAGGUGCACAUCAAUGGCUGAGAUAUGGCAAUUGAGUUGAAUCUAUUGGAAGAACUAAUAAGAAAAAUCAAUCAUAUCUAAAGAUUAAAAGAAAAAAGAAAAGAAAAACAAAAAAGGAAGAAGAAGAAGAAGAAGAAGAAGAAUUGCGGCUUAUUCGUUUUUGAUCUCGACUUCUGAACAUUGAAUGCUGAUCAUCGAGUGCGCAUUCGAAUACUUUGACACCAGCGGUACUUUUGGGCAGUCUAAAUUCUCUGCGAUCAUAGAAAAAGACCAAGCUCCUUUAAAAUCGUACCGUGUUGCGUAAUUUGUAGAGUUGA
Messenger RNA from Zingiber officinale, 1556 nucleotides. Its product is annotated as AP2/ERF and B3 domain-containing transcription factor RAV1-like. The transcript has a single exon. The record is from RefSeq and is a predicted model, not a curated record. Gene Ontology annotation, molecular function: DNA-binding transcription factor activity; DNA binding. Gene Ontology annotation, biological process: regulation of DNA-templated transcription. NCBI's taxonomy places the organism in Eukaryota, Viridiplantae, Streptophyta, Magnoliopsida, Zingiberales, Zingiberaceae. Bases 120 to 1193 code for a protein of 357 amino acids.